AUGUAUCAUGAUGGGAAGAAGAAAAACAGCAUGUUCGGGAAUCUUUGGUAUGCCUUACGUUUUGUUGGAUUUAAGUCUUCUUUAUUGACUAAACUUCAGUGGCUCUGUGAGGAACUGAAAGAGCGAGAAAACAGAGAGAAAAGUCUGCGGCACCAGUUGAUGCUGUACAGACAACAACUCAGGAAUCUGACGGAAAACAAAGAAUCUGAGCUCCAGUGUCUCUUUGAACAGAUAGAAAGACAAGAGCAGCUUCUGGAAGAAAUACAUCGGGAGAAGAGAGAUCUGCUGGAGGAGACCCACAGAAAAGAUGAAGAAAUGGAAUCUUUGCAGCCAAAGCUACUGUUUAAAAUUCCACCUUGGGAAGAUGCUAGUCAGACUACAAUGAAAAAUCAGAAUGAAGCUCAAUUUGAAGAAAAAGCAGACCGUCUAAAUGCAUUAGAAACGAGUACCCAAGUGGCCUUGGACCAUCUGGAGUCUGUGCCUGAGAAACUGAGCCUACUAGAAGAUUUCAAGGACUUCAAAGGUUCCUGCGGUUCAUCCGAGAGAACUGAUGGGAGAUACCCUAAAUUCAGAGCCCGCAGAGAGCCUCUCCAGCAGCACCAGGAUGACACCAAGCACAGAAUCACAAACUUCAAGGAUGACAGAAUCUUCCCUGGAAGUCCCCACGCCCAUGGGUUAGAUCAUUCAUCCUUUUGGCAGGAUCACAAUUGCUUCCUGUCUAGUCCACGAUUUUCACACUUGAAUUCGUUUACCAAAAGAACAGUUGCCCCAGAUUCACCUUCAAUCAAGGAAGAUGCCACAGAUAUACCAGGGAAUGGAACAAGCCCACAAUCCAAAAAGGAGGAAUGCAAAAACAAAAAAAGCAAAAUGUAAUUUGUUGCUUUGCCUCUUUUACAAAUAAUAGCAUACAUAUCCUUCCGGCAGCUUGGCCCGGAUUAUCUUUCAGACCAAUCUGCAGCCUCUCCUCCUCGGCAUUGCCAAACCUGAGUAAAGUAACAAUGUAGGUGGUCUUUGUGAAUGAUAAGUUAAACCAGUCCAGGUAAUAUCAGCUUGUGAAUGAUGUACAAUUAACUUAUUGGCAACUUAUAUGAGCAGAGCAAGAGAGAUGUUUUUUCACUUUUCAUCUUCCUUUUUCAGGUGUGGUCAGUCACAUUUUUCCAGCCAAAAUUUGGAUUUAUAAUUGAGAUCUUUCAAAAAUUAGAGGCUGAAAUAGGAGGCGAAUGAGUUCCCCUUGAGGCAGACAUUGCCAGCACUUUAGAUUUAUGGAGCAUUUUAUACACAAUUGAUUUUUUUAAAAUGCUUUCUCCCUACUAAAUUAUCAUGUGUUGUAACAUGUCAUGGAGAUAUGCAUAUAUAAUAUUAGACAGUCCAUUUUAUAAAUGCUCAGCAUUGUUAUGUUACAUCUAUCAUCCCAGCCGUCUAUUACUACAUGCAGUAUCUUAAAAUUGUUUCCAACCAUCCAUUUUUAAUAGCAAUAAAGAAUUUACAAAUGUUAUCUGAAUUGUAGAAUAUACUAUAAAGAACUCAUAGCCCAAUUUAUUUAUUUGUGUUUUUGUGGCCAAAUAUCCCACUGUGAUCACUUCCGUCCCACCUGGCCCAUCUUUUGUUCACCUGACCACAAUCACAGAAUCAGACGUCUGUGUCCAUGAGACUGACUCUCUAAGAGUUCUCAUAUAAUUUGGUACCACCUAUCAACUUUCAACAUCUCAGCCUUUCUCAACAUCAAAGUGUUUUUAAGAACUUAUCCUCUUUACAUGCUGAUCUACCAGUGGAGAAAGAUUUCUAUUAAAUGCUAAAUAAUAUCAAACAUCCAGGAAAUGAACCCCACUGUGUCAUGAUGGAAAAAUUCUGCAGAUUCAAGGACAAUAAAGCAAUACCUUUGUAAUGUGC
Molecule: messenger RNA, 1890 nt
Organism: Manis javanica (Malayan pangolin)
Lineage: Eukaryota; Metazoa; Chordata; Mammalia; Pholidota; Manidae
Source: RefSeq, a predicted model, not a curated record